Messenger RNA from Salvelinus namaycush (lake trout), 1054 nucleotides. RefSeq names its product cerebellin-2-like. The transcript is spliced from 6 exons. The record is from RefSeq and is a predicted model, not a curated record. Lineage: Eukaryota; Metazoa; Chordata; Actinopteri; Salmoniformes; Salmonidae. Bases 15 to 926 code for a protein of 303 amino acids. Gene Ontology annotation, molecular function: protein binding.
GGUAUUGUUUCAGAAUGAGGGAUGCUGUAGCUCUGCUGGUGUUGCUGUUCUGUCUGUCUGGGACAUGGGCUCAGGGCCAGAGUGGAGGGGUUAGGGAGAAUGACAUCACUCUGCAGGGUCACAGCGAACAGGGGGAGAGCAGUAAUAAUGGUGGUUCUGAUAUCUGGGCUCAGCUGAAAGCACUGAGAGACAAGGUGCAAAGUAUGGGAACCAUCCUGGUGGAGCAGAGAGUGGAGCUGAGGUACAUGGGAAACAGAUUGACAGCUAGUGAGAGCCAAGUGGAGGAACUGAAGAGAGACAAUGCAGCCCUGGAGACCAGACUGAGUGUCAGUGAGAGGCUGGGAGAGGAGCUGAAGAGAGACAAUGCAGCACAAGCAGCAGCACUGUCAGCCAUGGGGGCCAGAGUGACAGCCAGUGAGAGCCAGAUAGAGGUGCUGAAGACAGACAAUGCAGCCCAGGCAGCAGAACUGUCCACCUUGGGGAGCCAGGUGGAGGAGCUGAAGAGGGAGAACACAGAUAGACCAAAGGUGGCCUUCUCUGCUGGUUUGACUAACUCAGGAAAAGUAGGACCUUUCAAUACUGAGACCCAGCUGAUCUACACCAAGGUCUUCACAAACAUCGGCAACACCUACAACCCAAAUACAGGUAUCUUCACAGCACCAGUGAGAGGAGUCUACUACUUCCGAUUCUCUAUGGUUUCUUAUGAAACCGCAUUGCUUGGGGGUCUAAACAUGUACAGGAAUGGCCAGAGAAUAUUGCAUAAUGGUCAGUAUUACAAUGCUGGGAAUGAGUAUGUGUGCAAUGGAGUGACUCUGCAUCUGCAAAAGGAUGAUACGGUCCAUAUGCGCCUUCCCAACGGCUGGGCAGUGUAUGACGAUGAUUCUAACCACAGCACCUUCAGUGGCUUCCUGCUCUUCCCUAUGUGAGAAUAAUCUACUGGUAUAAAGCCUCCUAUAGGGCUCAAUGUUAUUUUGACAUAGUCAUAUACAUGGAUAAACAUUCCAAUGGACUGCCAAACGUUGGUUGCCCAAUAAAUAACUGUGAGAAAUAUAAA